Venturia canescens is the source of this 5334-nucleotide messenger RNA. RefSeq names its product Chitin deacetylase-like 5 (gene Cda5). The coding region runs from base 356 to 4447 and encodes 1363 amino acids. Gene Ontology annotation, biological process: carbohydrate metabolic process. The record is from RefSeq and is a predicted model, not a curated record. NCBI's taxonomy places the organism in Eukaryota, Metazoa, Arthropoda, Insecta, Hymenoptera, Ichneumonidae. Gene Ontology annotation, cellular component: extracellular region. Gene Ontology annotation, molecular function: chitin binding; hydrolase activity, acting on carbon-nitrogen (but not peptide) bonds. The transcript is spliced from 17 exons.
AGUCACCUUUCUCUCCUCGUGACCGUAGCACAUAUGUUUUGCGACCGGCAAUGGCGCACUCGCGGCACUGAAAGGCGCUUGACAUUAAGUUACAAUUUUCUCUAUUAAGAUAUAUUGCUAAAUGAGACGAGAAUUGAGCGAAAAUACCAUUUUUUUCUGUCAAUUUUGUUCUUAACGAAACUUUAAAGAGAGAGAGAAAAAAGCAAAAAAAAAUAUACACGGCGAUAUGGGAAUGGAUUGAGGAUUAAGGAAUCUGCGAAGUUGCUAACAAGUGCACAGUGAAAAAUAUCGAAAAAGGAUAUCGAACGGAGCCUGCUCUUCUUCCAACCUCAAAGCCAACGAUCAACGAUCGAACAUGACGCUUUUCACGAUCGGUCUUCUCCUCGCGCUUGCUGUCACUUCCGGAGUCGAUUGCGUUCGGAAUACGCCGAGAAGUUUGCGCGCGAGCAGAAAUGAGGGAUCUCUGGAGUUCGAGUGUCCUGAAGAAUUCGGCUAUUAUCCCCACCCCCGUGACUGCACGCAGUACUACGUCUGCGUUUUCGGAGGCGCGUUAUUGGAGUCCUGCACUGGCGGUCUCAUGUACAGCCAUGAGCUGCAGACUUGUGAUUGGCCACGCAAUGUUGGAUGCCUCAGUGGUGGCAGCAUCGCCAAAGAAACCGAGGAAGAAGAUGUCCUGUUGGAAAGAUCCGCAAAGGCUGAAUCUGCAGAACUGCACCAUCAGCAGCAGCAGCAGCAGCAGCAGCAUCACCAGAGCAGGCAUCAUCAGCGUCAACCGAUUCAGAGACAGCAGUCCCAAGUAACGGUGACGUCAUCGUCGCCUCCGGUAUCUCAAAUAACGGAGAGGCAGCAGCCGCGACAGAGACAGCAGCAUCAGCGGACGUACGAGGAGGUGGAUGAGUACGAGCCAGCGUCGGAGAUCGAGAGUGAUCGUCAGCAGCGCGUCUAUCGCGGUCAGCCGUCGACGGUCGGCCAAGUUCAGCGUGAUCGUGAUGGCCUCAGGCGCAAUAUUAUUUCAGAACGUAGCGAGUCCGAUGGCCCACGGGAAGGAGGAACUUUGACGAAUAACGUCAGUUCUAACUCGGCGGGUACGACUGCGACGACGACGAUCCUCCACCGAGGAAUUCAGGACGACUCGGCAGCCAGGAUCAAGGCCUCCCAGAGGCACGAAUUCGCUGGACAAACUUCUCCGACAUUCCCAUCGACGUUCUACCAACAAUCUAUUGGCUCCGGCGAGGCUCAUCGACCGAAGGACAGCGAAUCCCUCGUCACGACGAGCUCGUCUCGUUCCAUCCUUCAACAGCCGCGUUCUCGGAGCGAGGAAACCUCAUUCACUUCGCCAACUUCAAUAGCCUCGCAGUGGCAACGCUCCACCGAGGAGUUCGAGAGGAACGAGAUUUCCGUCACCCCAUCGUCGUUCCGUCAACGACCGACCGGCUCCUCCGAACCUCCUCUGAGGCCUGAUGAGUUUUCCGCUGGGACCUCAAGAAACUCGAAUCAGCCGCGCUCCAGGACCGAUGUUUAUCAAUCUUCGUCUCCCUCCUGGUUGAGAUCGACGGAAGAACUGGAGAAAAACGAAAUAUCCGUGAGUCCUGGUCCAGCCGGACGUGGCUUUAUGGUCAAACGCCUGCGUGCUGACCGUCAAGACUUUGAUUUCGAUGAGAAAGACGUUUCUGGGGUGACGCCUGCGUACUCGAGUUCAAGUUCCGAGGACGCGGUUAUUCAGCACGAGAGAGGCGAGUCAAGAAACCUGGAGGUAUCGGUCAGCCCGUCGCGUCAACGAACGCGAGAAAAUUUAAUCCCGUCGGGUUUCCAGCCGCGAGCGACGGAAAAAUCGAGCUCGAUAACCGACAAUCGGCUCUCGACAUUCGACUCGUUGUCCGCUCGAAGAGCGUCUUACGAAGAUCCAGAAAAUCGCAAAUACUACGCAGUCACGAUACCGCAACGAUACUCGACCGAAAGUCCAGAAGACGCGGGACGUGGGAAUUAUCUCAAAACUCGUAAAGUUCCGGUCAAUCCUGUUCCACUGAAUUCCACCGAAGGCGAUCAGCAGGAGAGGAAAUAUUACAUUCCGUUGGUGCAGCAGCAGCAGCAGCAGCAGCAGCAACCGCGACAGCGAGGAAAUUCCUUCGGUUCCGAAGCCCCGCGAUCAUCCGGGCAAGUCUCGAAGAGGCGAAACGAGUCAAUGGAGGAUAAGAGAAUUUUGGAGAAACCAGAAGCCCUCGAUGCUUACUCACCGAGUUCGAAAGAGCAAGGAAUUCCCGAGGACAAAGAGCCGGAAAAACUGUCCUCCGCGACGGCCAGCGUGAAAGCAACGACAACGAUGGUCGCGACGACAACGACAACGAGCAUCAGUACCAGCGACGCUAGUCCGGAAGAUCCAACGAGAAAUGAAGUUGGAUCGGGACAACGCGCCUCCGGACAACGCUCAGAACUUUUCUCUACUUCCGCUGGCGUUGAUACGAACGAGACCGAAGGGAAUGAAAUACCGAGCUCGAAUCGUGGCUCUAUCAACAUCCGAGCUCGUCAACGUUCCUUCGUCAGAGGACAAUCGCGGCACAAGACGAAGGAAGAAAUCGGAAGAACUGCGAGACCCGAACGGGAGAAAGACAGCCUCGUCAACUCGCGAGGUCAGACCGAAAGCCAUUACAGAGCCAUCUCCUCCGAAUCCCCGAGAACCGCCAAAACCACCGUUUCCACUUCGGCACCCAUUUCUAAAUCUUACUACAGCGAUCCCGAUCAGAGCUAUCCUUAUUACACGAUUUACGACGACGACGUCAUCUACAAGGACGACGAUUACGCGCAAUACACCGUCAACCGAACUGUCCAAAUUCAACAACAACCGCAACUUCACCAUCAUCAACAUCAGCAACAAAACGUUCGAAUCGCCGAAGUAACUCCCAACUCUAAUCAGUACAGCCAGAAACCGAAAAAGGUCACCAUCAACGAUGCUGAUAAAUACAAUCUCAACCCGGAAGUGACGGUUUCCGAUUACGAUAUUUACGACAAUCAGCCUCUGAAGAACAAAUUCCGAAUUUCUGAUGGACAACAAUCUUUGAGGACAAACGGGCUCAGCCAUUCAGGGGUUCACGUGACGACUCCCAACGCAAUUAUCGACACUUACGUCCCAUUGACAACGACCACACAGCCACCACCCACGACCACCAUUCGUCCUUACACCGUAACCGUUCAAAACCGAGGCCGACCGCAAGUUAACCGUGGCACCGCACCACCGCGAUUGCGUCCAACGCUCAAGCCGUCAACGGCAAUCGUAGCCAAAGCCCAAGAAUACGUGGACAUCUACAGAUAUCCACCUGUCAGACCUGGACCAAUUUAUCCAACUCCGACUGUCGACAAACCUGCAGCCAAGUGUCGCAAGGACGUUUGUCUACUUCCCGAUUGCAAUUGCGGAGGCACCGAUAUUCCUGGUGGAAUACCGGUGGAAAAAACACCUCAAAUAGUGCUACUGACGUUCGACGAUGCCGUAAACGAUCUUAACAAACAGCUGUAUGAGGAUUUGUUCGAAAGAGGUAGAAAAAAUCCGAACGGUUGUCCUAUCAGUUCGACUCUCUAUGUGUCACACGAAUGGACCGAUUAUAGUCAGGUACAGAAUUUGUACGCCGAUGGACACGAGCUCGCGUCCCACACAGUCUCUCACAGUUUCGGUGAACAAUUCUCGGCGAGAAAAUGGGCUCGUGAAGUUGCCGGACAACGCGAGAUUUUGGCCGCUUACGGAGGCGUCAAGUUGGAAGAUGUGAGAGGAAUGAGAGCGCCCUUCCUCUCGGUCGGCGGUAACAAUAUGUUCAAAAUGCUUUGGGACACCAACUUCACCUACGACUCGUCCAUGCCGAUCUACGAGAAUCGACCUCCGAGCUGGCCCUACACACUCGAUUACAAAUUAUUCCACGAUUGCAUGAUUCCUCCAUGUCCGACGAGAUCUUAUCCAGGACUGUGGGAAGUUCCUAUGGUCAUGUGGCAGGACCUCAACGGAGGCAGAUGCUCCAUGGGCGACGCCUGCAGCAAUCCACCGACCUCCGAUGGCGUCUACAAAAUGUUGAUCAAAAAUUUCGAAAGGCACUACACCACCAACAGAGCACCAUUCGGUCUUUUCUAUCACGCUGCUUGGUUCACUCAACCCCAUCACAAAGAAGGUUUCAUUUCUUUCUUGGAUACGAUCGUAGCCAUGGAUGAUGUUUGGGUCGUCACCAACUGGCAGGCGCUCCAAUGGGUCAGGAAUCCAACCCCGAUCGAGCUUCUCGACAGAUUUGAGCCUUUCGGCUGCAAUUAUCCCGACCGACCGAAAAAGUGUAACAACCCAAAAGUGUGCAAUUUGUGGCACAAAAGUGGUGUGAGAUACAUGAAGACGUGCCAGCCUUGUCCGGACAUAUAUCCAUGGACGGGAAAAACGGGAAUUCGAAGCAGUCGUAUCGACAAUGAGAUUGAAAAUUGAAAUCGAGGAGGAGGCGGAUUCAGCUGAGUCCGGACGAGAUAAAUAUCAGAAAUGAAGAAAAAAAAUCACAAACAAAUGAAAAACCCACCAGGAAUUUUAAUUAAAUACGAUCCUUACGAUCUGAAUUAUAAACUAUUUUCAGCCUUCUAUUCAUAUGUAUCUAAGUGCGUUUUUAGUCGCUCGUCAACUGCGGUCACUGUUAAAAAAAAAAAAUGAAAAAAAUUGAGAAAAAAAAAAGAAAAAACUGUGAUGAACCGAAAACAGGAUCAGAAGAAGUAGGAUAUUUUUGUAUUGUUUCCUGUUUCCGGUUCGUACUCGUGGCUCGCAAUUGUAAGUAUUAAAUGCGACUUUAAGAGCAAGUUUUGAGCUCCUUUAAAAUUAGUAUAAAAAAGUUAAAAAAUUAAAUCUCAAGCAAAAUCUUAAAAAGAUCGAUAUUGUGAAGGAUUCGAAGGCUAAAAUUGUACAUAAAAUUCCAUGUCUUUUUAUACAACGAUAAACUAUCAGGAAAAAACAACGUGGCUGCCAAUUUUUUACGAUCGCAUAUUAACUUAUUUUAUCCAACGAGACCAACAUUUCGAAAAAUCACGCGCUUCCUAUUUCCAACAGGACUUAUUUUUUGCCAAUUGUAUAGAAGAAAUGAGACAACUUUUAUUUUAAUUUUCGAGCGCAAUUGAAACUGCAGGUUUCGAACUGGCCGUGAAACGAAUAGAACGUUGGUCCUCGCAACUAGAGUCGAACGAGGUUCGAGAGAAAAAAAGUAUCUGCGCAAUCAACGAUUUUAUAAAUUAUGGAGAUCCAAUCAAGAGUUACGAAAAUACUAGAAAAUUUGUAAAUUAUGCAUUGAUUAAUUGUAAAAAUAAACGUAUCUUAUUAUACUUAUAAAAAAA